AUGUCGUCAACACAACUUCGCCACGAAGUCAUCCGGCUUUACAGAGAGCUUCUCUAUCUAGGUAGAGAAUAUCCCGUGGGGUACGGCUACUUCAAGCCUCGUCUUCACAAGGCGUUCAAGGCGAAGUCAGCUCUCAGGGAUGAAGACGAGAUCCGCAAAGGCAUUGCCCAAGGCGAAUAUGUCAAGAAAGAGAUAGAAGCUCUGUAA
Messenger RNA from Fulvia fulva, 207 nucleotides. Its product is annotated as LYR motif-containing protein 5A. The record is from RefSeq and is a predicted model, not a curated record. Lineage: Eukaryota; Fungi; Ascomycota; Dothideomycetes; Mycosphaerellales; Mycosphaerellaceae. Gene Ontology annotation, biological process: respiratory electron transport chain. Bases 1 to 207 code for a protein of 68 amino acids. Gene Ontology annotation, cellular component: mitochondrion. The transcript is spliced from 3 exons.